Aspergillus melleus is the source of this 1200-nucleotide messenger RNA. RefSeq names its product fungal specific transcription factor domain-containing protein. Lineage: Eukaryota; Fungi; Ascomycota; Eurotiomycetes; Eurotiales; Aspergillaceae. Gene Ontology annotation, molecular function: RNA polymerase II cis-regulatory region sequence-specific DNA binding; zinc ion binding; DNA-binding transcription factor activity, RNA polymerase II-specific. Gene Ontology annotation, biological process: positive regulation of transcription from RNA polymerase II promoter by galactose; DNA-templated transcription. The transcript is spliced from 2 exons. The record is from RefSeq and is a predicted model, not a curated record. The coding region runs from base 1 to 1200 and encodes 399 amino acids. Gene Ontology annotation, cellular component: nucleus.
AUGGACGUCCUCGAGAAGGGGUCGUUGAGUUAUGUCCAAGCCAUUACGCUGAUGGCGAACUACCUACAAAAGCGCAACAAGCCAAAUGCGGGGUUCAUUCUUAUCGGCAUUGGCUUUAGCAUGGCCCUCGCCAUAGGGUUGCACCGGGAAUUUGCUAUGCCGAGCACGUCACCGUUCACAAUGGAAAUACGUCGACGAGUCUGGUGGACACUGUUCGUUUUUGUUUCUGGGGCGCAGUUGACGCUAGGAAGGCCGGCCGUGUCUCUGGUUGGCGUGAACAUCAGACUCCCUGCGAACUUGGAUGACCACGACCUUGCCGUUGAUAUGGAAGAAUUAUCCGACUCGAGACCAGAAGCAACGAUAACUUCCUGCUUGAUCGCCCAGGUCAAACUGGCUAAGAUCGCCAAUGCCAUCCAGGUAGAGCUUCUAACGCACUACCGACCAACCUACGAGAAGGCCGUAAAGCUAGAGGAAAACAUCGCCGAUUGGUGGAGAGACCUUCCGCCCUACUGUCAUCCCGAUGCGCACCUGCAACCACAUCUUGAAUUGGCAAAACGAGUGCUCAUAUGGAGAUCGUUUCAUCUGCGUAUUGUUCUCAAUCGGCCAUUUCUCUUCGAAGCUAUAGCUACAAGGUCGGGGUUAAGUACAAGCGCGGGACCUGUCAAGUCUUGCCUCACGGCUGCGGACGAGUGUGUUGUGUCCAUUUGUGGAUUCCUCGACUCCACCGAAAAUAGGAAAAGGGGGAUAGCUUGGUACGCUACGUACUGGUUGAUUACAGCAAGCUUUGUCCAGGCGACAUGCUACAUAUAUUGUCCCUCGCAUCCGCUGGCUCAAAGCUGGAAGAACCACCUACAACAAGCGGUUAGUUGUCUGGGAAGACUUGGAGCCUCGCACGACAUGGCGUUACGCGCUCAAAACAUUCUGCAAAAGCUUCUUGAGCAAGUGUACGAGCAAGACGUGGGCGAAGGGUUCGGCGAGAACCUCACGGCUACCCCAUUAGGAUCGUCUGUAGUGCCCCCUGCAACAUCCCAAAAUCAGGCAAUCUAUAACCCGUUAUCAAUGGGUCUAGAGGAUAGUCUGACUUGGUAUCCGCAAGGCGCAUCCAAUGCAGAGCUUUUGGAUGCGGCCGGUGGUUUUAUGAUUCAAAACCUUUUUGAAGGAUCCGAUGAUUAUGCGGGAGCCCCGUGGAUGCCGAUUUAA